AUGUCAUCUACUUCGGCGGCUCUUCAAUCUAAACUUGAUUCAAUUUUAGCUGCGCGCCGAAGUUCUUCUGGAGUGUCACCUUCCUCGAUUCUCUCUGUUUCAUCAACAGCUUUAUCAGAAGCAAUUAGUUCAAUUGAUAAUGGAAAAAACGCAGUGGUUAUCGAAAUAGGCGCAAAGUUAACAAAGCUCGGAUGUGCUGGAGAAAUCACUCCGAGGCAUAUUAUUCGAACAGAAUGCCGCGAUUUAGAUGGAAGUUUGAUCACAUCGAGUGAUAUUAUGGCAAUGAACAAUCAGAAAACAAUGAAGAAAUCUGUGGAAUAUUACACAAAUCAAUUGCUUAAAUUUUUUAGGCAUAUUUUUUUCAAUGUUCUCGCAAUUAUGCCUUCUCAGAGACCGGUAAUUUUUGUUGAAAGUGUUUUCAUGUCAACGGAGUUAAGAAAUGCGAUUACAAAAAUUGUGUUCGAAACUCUCCGUUGUAGAUCGGUGAUGUUCAUUCCAUCACAUGUCGCCUGCACAUUUGCAUUUAACACUCAAAAUGCGCUGGUUGUCGAUAUUGGGCAUUCGGAAUGUAUUGCAAUGCCGGUUGUCGAAGGUGUUACAAUGCUCAACGAAUUCGAAUCGGCGCGUUCAAUGUGCGGUGAACAACUAGAAAAACGUGUGAGAUAUCUGCUACAAAAAUACGCGAAAAUUGAGGCGAAAGAUGGAAAUCGGCGGCCGAUUGAGAUCGAAGAUUGGCAAGAAAUUGAAGAGAUGAAACUCGUCGAAACCAUUGAAAUCCAUUCGGUAUGCUGCACUAUGGAGAAAGCAAAGCAAUGGAAAGAAUGGGAAGAAGCUGAAGCCGAUAAGAAGCCUGAAAUUGAGACAAUCACCAAGGAAAAAUGUGUAUUGGCCCGCGGAAAAAAUAUUGUUAUCCCACCAGUUGUCUUUGAAACUUCAAUGGAGUUGAUGUUUGAUGAAACACUUCGUGGUGAAUCCUUUGAUCGAAAUUUACCAGAAAUAUUGCUCAAAAUUGUGCAAAAAUGUCCAAUUGAUAUUCGAAAAAACCUUUUGCGCAAUAUCCUUUUAAUCGGCGGUGUUUCCAUUGUUCCGGGAUUCAAAGCUAGACUGAAGGAGGAACUUGAAGUGACGGCAGCAAAAAUGAGCAUGUCAAAGAGCUGCGAGGAUAUCAAAUUUUAUCAAUUUAAGGAUAUCAAGAAUUUUCCGCUUUUUAAUGCAUGGAUUGGAGCGAGUUUGUUCGGUUCGCUUCGAGACACGGUCGAACGACGGAGUCUGACACUCGAAGAGUAUGAAGAAGGAAAAUUGCCUGCGGAUUGGACGGAUAUAAUCGUAAAUAUUUCAUCCUAG
This is a messenger RNA of Caenorhabditis bovis, 1344 nucleotides long. The record is from the annotation of a GenBank genome assembly. NCBI's taxonomy places the organism in Eukaryota, Metazoa, Nematoda, Chromadorea, Rhabditida, Rhabditidae.